AUGGCUGUUACUCAGAUUAACCUUGCCUUGACUACUGCACUUGUUAUUAUCCUUUUCACAAACCCAUGUGUUGGUCGAUUCUAUUGUCCUACCCAGGAAUCCCGAGCUCUUCUUUCCUUCAAAGACGCGUUGAAUGUCUCUGAUGGCAUUUUCAGCUCUUGGGUUUAUGGAAGUGAUUGUUGCUCAGAGUGGGAUGGCAUAUCAUGCAAUAAUUUCUCCUACCAUGUGGAGUGGGUGAAUUUGAGUGCUUACACCAACCAUGCAGUGCAGGGCGUGCAGAGUGGAGUCAUAUCUGGUAGUUUGUGCAACCUUCGUUUUCUCAAAUACCUCAUCCUAAAUAGCAUUGGUCUAACUGGUACUAUUCCUUCCUGUUUAGGAAAUCUCUCUCAUCUUCAUUAUCUGCAUUUGAAGAACAAUAGCUUGAGUGGAAUAUUUGCCCCCGUGAUUUGUCAGCUUACCAAUCUUAGCUCCUUAGAUGUCAGCUAUAACCAACUCAGUGGAAUAUUGCCCCCAUGUCUACAAAAUCUUUCCUUUCUUAAGUUACUAGAUAUUAACUUCAACCAAUUCGACAAGAGCCUUCAGCUUGCUGGUCUUUCCUCCCUUGAGCAGUUGUAUGCUCGUAAUUUUUCAUUACAUGAGCACAUUACAUCAUCAGUGUUGGCGUUGCCAUCCUCUUUAAAGAUUCUCUGGCUCUCCUCAAUUAGCGCUUCAGAUACAUUAUUCCAUAAUCUUGCUGGAUUAAAAUUUCUCUCUUUAUCAUAUUGUGUACUGGAUAUUAGCACAACAUGGAUUCCGCGGUUCCAGUUAGGUGGCAUAGCUAUAAGGUCAUGUAGUGUCGGUGGUCGAAUUCCCGAUUGGCUCUUCACUCAAUAUUCAUUACAAGGAUUGAUGUUAGUUGACGACAAUAUUGUUGGAGAAAUCCCAUCCUGGCUAUUCCAGAACAACGCUGAGUUGAUGCACUUAAAUCUCUCAGGAAAUCAUUUCCAUGGCAGCCUUAUUAUCCCUGAUAGAUCAGUUCGUUGGAUAACAGUGUUGGAUGUGUCUAGGAAUGCACUGACUGGAAUCGCUCCAUGUCAGCUGCCUCCACAUCUAAAACUCUUGCUGCUUAAUGACAAUGCUCUGAUCGGCUCUAUUCCUCAGAGCUUGUGCAAUUUAACUCUCCUUGUAAAAUUAGAUAUGUCAAACAACAAGUUGAAUGGAAACAUUCCAGCAUGCUUUGCCAAUUAUAAGUUUAUUCAAGUGUUAAAUUUACGAGAUAAUAGCUUGGAGGGAAGCAUACCCCAUGGGCUAUGUUGCUCCUCAUUAAUUGUAAGAAAUAAUAAGUUGAGUGGAGCCUUCCCUCCCUCAAUCACAAAUUGUAAGACCUUACAACUACUAGAUAUUGGGCACAACAACUUUUCUGGGGAUAUUCCAUGGUCAGUUGGAAAUCUAUCAGCGAUUAAAGUGUUGUCGAUGAAGGGUAACUCUUUUAGUGGCACCAUUCCUUCAAAAAUUGUCCAUCUAAAGCAGCUCCAGAUCUUAGACCUUUCAUUUAACAAUCUAUCAGGUUUUAUUCCACAGAAGAUUGCGUCUCUACAUGCAAUAAGUGUAGCAAGAGAAGAUGGUCAUGUGUUAUCUGUUUCGUUGAAGCCAUAUCAUAUAUUUUUAGGAGACAAGGGCCAUAAGUCAUAUUCCGAGCUUGCUGUUCUCGAGGCAUGGGUAUAUGAAAUUAUGUCUCGGGAUGAAUUGGACAUGAUUGUGAAAGGCUUGGAACUGCACUACCCAUAUAUUCUUUCCACACUCACAGGCAUAGAUCUCUCCAAUAAUCAAUUAAAUGGACACAUUCCUUUUGAUUUUGGAAAGUUGAAGGGAUUAAGGUUUCUUAAUCUAUCAAGGAAUAACCUCAGUGGAAUAAUUCCACCUAGUUUCGGGGAAAUGGUUCAAUUGGAGUCUUUGGAUCUUUCUACAAACAGAUUUUGUGGAAGUAUUCCUGCACAAUUUCAAUCUCUGACUUUAUUGGCAUUCUUAAAUUUGUCUAAAAACAACCUCUCAGGUAGCAUCCCGCAAGGAGGACAAAUGCUCACUUUUGAAAAUACAGCAUAUUCUGGAAAUCCAUAUUUGGAGGGAUGCCCACUUCCAACGAAAUGUUCCUGGCCAAAAUUUUCUCCUCUCCGUCCUUCUACAAAUGAUAUUCAAGAUAGAAAGGAAGAUUCUAGGAAGAAAAUAUCAUGGUAUGCGAUUGGACUAGGAUUGUCACAUGCAGCAGGUUUUUCCUGUGUGAUGUUAUUGCUUUCAGUAAGAGAGGGGUGGAGGAAGAAAUACUUUAAGUGGGUUGAUAAGAUUUUGAAGAAUCUGUUUCCUUCCAUCCGUAAUAAGAGACUAUGA
Cryptomeria japonica (Japanese cedar) is the source of this 2364-nucleotide messenger RNA. Its product is annotated as receptor like protein 22. NCBI's taxonomy places the organism in Eukaryota, Viridiplantae, Streptophyta, Pinopsida, Cupressales, Cupressaceae. Gene Ontology annotation, molecular function: protein binding. The transcript has a single exon. The coding region runs from base 1 to 2364 and encodes 787 amino acids. The record is from RefSeq and is a predicted model, not a curated record.